AGAUGGCGGGCUUACUUUUGGUCGUCUCAAGUAGCUGGUUUGUCGUAGUUUCUAUUUUCACACUUUCAGGGUAACAUAUCGAUAAUGAAGUUGUUGAAGAUUAAUUCAUAUAGAAACAAAUAAAGUUAUGUGACGAUACUAUAAUUUAUGGACGAACCAGUGAAAUUAAGUAUAUCAAAUCUUAGACUUGAACUCGAAAUUUAUUCAGCUGUAUAGUUACGUAACAUUUUGGAAUGUUAGCUGAUAUCAGUUCUUCAUUAAAGCCUUCACUGUGAUUCAUAUCUUCGAAUUCUAAUUUUCUUCGUCUUUGACUACUUUUAAAUUUCAUUAUGCCUGUGGAACAUCUUUCAUUUCAAAGCAAAAAUGUUUCAGUAUUAUUCUAGUAGUGCUAUGCAGAUAUCGUAUCGCUAUGUCAUUCUUAGCAACUGGAUCGCUUAUAGCUUUUGGUCUGUUUUUUAUAUUUAAAGGCUUGCGCAGGCACUUUCGUUUCGAAAUCGAUAAAAGCUCAGGACACAAUGGAGGCGAACUGGUUGCAGAUGUCCUAAAGGCGCAUAAUGUACCGUUUAUUUUUACUCUUACUGGAGGCCACAUAUCACCAAUAUUGGUUGCUUCAGAAAAAGAAAAUAUACGUGUGAUAGAUGUAAGAAAUGAAGCAUCUGCUGUUUUUGCUGCUGAUGCUGUUUCAAGACUUUCUGGUUCCGUUGGUGUGGCUGUCGUCACAGCAGGUCCUGGUCUUACUAAUACAGUGACAGCAGUAAAGAAUGCUCAGAUGGCUGAAUCUCCUGUAGUCCUUCUAGCUGGAGCUGCUUCUGGACUUUUACGUGGUCGUGGAUCACUUCAAGAUAUUGACCAGCUUGCUGUAUUUCGCCCAAUUUGUAAAUGGUGCAGACGUAUAAACUACGUCAGAGAGAUUAUCCCUGUUCUUUGUGAAGCAUUUUAUAUUGCACAAUCGGAUACACCCGGACCAGUUUUAGUUGAGUUUCCGAUCGACCUGUUAUAUCCCUACAAACUGGUUGAACAGCAUACUAAGUUGUCUGACAAAACAAAUUCUUUAAGGCAGAAAAUUGUAAAUUGGUAUCUACGUUUCUAUCUUUACAAUUUAUUCGCCAAUGGUUUCUCAUCGAAAUCACAUCCAUCUAAAACAAACGGUUCAGAUGGAAUUGUUGUCAAAUCACCGAAAAUUCCUCUUCCAUCUAAAAGACAAGUGAAGAAAUUAGCUCAGCUGAUAAGACUUUCUGAAAAACCAAUCCUACUUAUCAGUAGUCAAGCUGUUUUACCUCCAAUUUCAGCUAAAGAGACAGCCGUUCACGUUCAAACCUUGGGGAUACCUACUUACAUGUCAGGUAUGGCUCGUGGUCUUCUUGGUCGAAACCACCAACUUGGAUUUCGUCAUGCCCGUCGUACUGCACUUCGUGAAGCUGAUCUAAUUAUUCUCGCAGGUGCCAUUUGUGAUUUUCGUUUAGAUUAUGGUCGUGUGUUAAAUCGAAAAGCGAAAAUUAUUGUAAUUAAUCGAAAUAAGAAAAAUUUAUAUCUUAAUGCUGACUAUUUUUGGAGACCAUAUCUAACAAUUCAAGCUGAUGUUGGGACAACCCUAAAAGAUUUAUCACUUCAACUACAAAAUGGUACUAAUGAAUUAAAUUGUUCCAUCGAAUGGUUAAAUAUUUUAAAAUCACGUGAAAUGAAACAUGAUGAAGAGAUUAAACUAAGCUGUCAAGUAGAAGGUGUUGGACAUAACAAUCCACUUUCCGUUCUUUGGAAGUUGGAACAUUAUGGUCUACCAACUGAUUCGUCUGAAGAUAGUAUUAUAAUUGCUGAUGGUGGAGAUUUUGUAGGAUCAGCAUCAUAUAUUGUACGUCCAAGACAACCGUUAUCUUGGUUAGAUCCAGGACCGUUUGGAACGUUAGGUGUUGGUGGAGGAUUUGCAUUAGGUGCUAAACUAUGCCGCCCAAAUGUAAGUCUCUACGAAUCAUUUAAUAGAGAGUACAUAUGGAUAAAACGAAUAAUUUUGGUUUAAACAUAUGACAGCUGCAUUUCUCCUAUACUCCAAACACAUUUUUAGAGUUUUACUGAGUUAUAAGAUUAUUUCUUUCAGCUAUAAAACAAAACAGAUUUUUUUCUUUUUAUUCUUACUGAUUUUGUUCCUCUUACAACAGGUCAGUUCAGCAUAUUAUAAGAAUUUUAACUAACGAACUAAAAAGAUCAUCCUUAAAAUGAAUGUAUAUAUUUCCACUUGAAGAACUAUUUAUAAAAAUUUAUAGUAAUUGCAGAUAUUCCGUACAACUUUCAACAAUAAAUUCCUGUCUUCUUAUUGAUAAUGUUGUUUUUUUAUUCUAGUAUUUCAGUCAUAAGGUACUACGACUUGAAAUUUAUGACGUUUAAUUAUCAACUACAUGAGUUGUUGCGUGUAAGAAGUUGAUCAUUAUAAUUAUAAACAUUUGAAGAUACUUCAGAUACGACAGAAUCGAGAAAUUCCGGUAAUCAUAUACCUCGAUAACGAUAUCCUGAACACAAACAAAGAAGAUGAUAAUGGUCGUAAGCAAAAAUCUGCUUUAACGUAAACAGUGAUGUAUGAACUUGAGAUGUCUAAGCUUAUUAUAUACCAGAAGGGAAAUUGUGUUAAUUAUGGCUAACUGAUUAACCGUGCUAGGGUAUAGCAACGGUUCUUGAUGAAAUAUCUACAACUAAUAAUGUCUGUUAUCAUAGUAUCCUUCAAUAAAAUCAGAACCAAAAAGGGCUUGUCGAUGGAUCUAAAAAUAGGCAUUGAUGAAGGCAAAUCGCUUAAGACAUUAAAAUGUCUCUUCAAUAAGAUAAUAAAAUUAACUCUUCUAAUAUAUUAACUGAGUAAAUAUAACCCUCAAGAAUUAGCUUCAAAAUUGUUAUUUGAUGAUGUCGUAUAGAUGUAAACAUAAUUUUCAUUUUUCACUUUAUAUAAUAGUUUUAUGCAGCUAACUGUACAAGCCCAAAUUAUGUAGUAUUCCGCGUUAAUAGUCUAGUGUCUAUCUGUUUCUACAGUGUACAAUUAGUUUGGUGCUUAUUUCUACCUCCUUGUAUUUUUUUUCCAUAUUGCUCCUGAAUUCUUGAAAAACCGCUUUAUUUUUAGUUAAUCGUGACUGUUCUUUUUUAGAGCAUCAAUGAAUUUCCAUGUACUCAGAUAAGCGGCACUAACAAAUGAGUUGAGUAAAGCAUCCCUCCCACCUCCCCAUCACAUAGAUCUUCUCAAGUAAAUCUACAACAAAAUCUACCACAGCAAACUUUAGAAAAUCCGAAGAGCCAAAACGAAAUAUAAUUUUAUAUAUCCCUGUUUCAUAACCUAAGGACUCACCAAUCACUUUAUAAUCGUGCCCCUCUUAAUUUUUCCAUGUCUAUGUUCCAAUAACAACUUAAUAGUGCAUAAUUCUAUUUUUAAGAGUUGUUCAUUAUCAAAGACUCAAUUUUUGUUUACUUUUUUCCCAUAUAGGCUACUGUCUGGGUUAUUUAUGGUGAUGGUUCAGCAGGAUAUAGUUUAGUUGAAUGGGAUUCUUUAUCACGUCAUCAUGCUCCUGCUAUUGCUGUAAUUGGUAAUGACGCUUGUUGGUCACAGAUUGCACGUGACCAAGUCACGUUUUUUCAAUCCAAAGUUGGAUGCCAGUUAAACUACACACCGUAUGAAGUAGUUGGAUCAGCUUACUGUAGAAGUGUUGCUCCUGUAUCGGGAAAUCUAAUAACUAAUAAUAGCAAUCCGGUUAAUGGUUUUUUAGUUGACAAACCCCAGUUGGAACAAAUAGUUCAUAUAUUUGAUGAGGUUAAGCGACUUUCAAGUAAAGGGAUACCAUCUGUUGUAAAUUGUCUUAUCGCUGCAAGUAGCUUUCGAGAAGGUAGUUUAUCUGUUUAACACACUGUACCUAUUAUUUGUUUUUUGUAUAUGAAUUUUACGCUCAUUUUUGACCAUGUAAAUUUCGCCUUACCAUUAUGUCUAUUUGUUAAUAAACAUAUAUCUUUACU
Schistosoma rodhaini is the source of this 3981-nucleotide messenger RNA. NCBI's taxonomy places the organism in Eukaryota, Metazoa, Platyhelminthes, Trematoda, Strigeidida, Schistosomatidae. The record is from the annotation of a GenBank genome assembly.